AUGGCUGAACUACGUGACCAGAUUUUCCAAUACACAGGCUUCAAACCUAACGAAAUUUGUCUCUCAAUCACAGAAGAGAAUAGACAAGUAUUUCGUAAAAUAAUAACAGAACAGGAUGGAAUGACAGAUAUUAUAAUAGAUGACUAUCAAUUUUUACAGCAACAUGGGCAUAAUGAAAAGGUAUUAGCUCACAUCGAAAAAAGAUUCAAAGAAGUCCCACUUGCGUCAGUACUUAUAUGA
Messenger RNA from Funneliformis geosporum, 240 nucleotides. The record is from the annotation of a GenBank genome assembly. NCBI's taxonomy places the organism in Eukaryota, Fungi, Glomeromycota, Glomeromycetes, Glomerales, Glomeraceae.